Molecule: messenger RNA, 1240 nt
Organism: Poecilia latipinna (sailfin molly)
Lineage: Eukaryota; Metazoa; Chordata; Actinopteri; Cyprinodontiformes; Poeciliidae
Product: cell wall protein DAN4-like
Exons: 7
Coding region: 176-1219 (347 amino acids)
Source: RefSeq, a predicted model, not a curated record
AGUGGCUCCAACCACAGUCACAGAUGCUCCAACCCCAACCACUUCUAUUCCACCCACCACAACAACAGCUCCAACCAACACAACAGCUGUUCCAACCACAACAGCGGUUCCAACCACAACAGCAACUCCAACCACAACAACAGCAGCUCUAUCCACAGCUCCUAUACCAACCUUAAUGCCAUCUACUCCAAACCAAACCACAGUCUUUCCACCAGUCCCAGCUACUAACACAACUACGCUUAUUACAACUACUACAACUGAAUCUCCGGCUCUAAUUUAUCAUGUUAUAGUGGUUAUUAUUGAACAAUUUGAUGAAGAUCUCAAAAAUGAAAGUAGCCAAAAAUUUAUGGACCUUGCAAAAAGGAUCACAGCAGUUUUUGACAUGAUCUACAGGGAAGUUUUUGGACCCACCUUCGUCCCUAGUUAUGUCAUUGCAUUUAGAGUUUCUUUAGCAUCCCAAAUUCGAAUGAAUGUCACAGAAGCAGAAGUUGCGGUGGAGUUUAACAAAGCCACUCCACUUGUGAAACUCCCUAAGAACGAAGUAGUACAAAAAACGUUAGAAGAUGCUAUUGAUAAAGCCUAUAAGAACACUAUCAUGGAUGUCCCAUUUUCACCUGGCUCUGUCCAAGUAAUACGCUCACCUUUGCCAACCACAUUACCCACUACAAAUUCUACAGUCACUACCAUGGCUCCAAACUCAACUACAACUACUACAGCUAAACCAACAACCAAAACCACAACUACAACUACUGCAGUUAAACCAACAACCAAAACCACAACUACAACUACACCUCCAACUGUGGAGGCAACAAUCACAAGGAAACUGACUUUCAGGUCUCGUGGCGAGACCUUCACCACUGAUUUGCUGAACCCAUCAUCUGCCGCAUUUAAAAGUCGAGCUGCACUUAUAAAGUCAUAUCUUGAACCUCUCUUCCAGCGAGAGUUUCCUACAUUACGAGACUUCAUUGUAACUUCAUUCAGCAACGGAUCCAUUAUCAACAACAUGAACCUUAAAUUCUCAGCAGCGUUUGCACCUAGCAACAUUCAAAUUGCAGAGGUUUUGCUGAAAGCAGCUUCGAAUGUCACAACUUUCAACAUCGACACUGGUUCUAUUCUUGUGGAUGACACAGCGGUAUCGAGUGGAGUAAGCCACAACAUCAGCCUCAUCACUGCACUCAGCUUGGUCCUGUUGUCAUGGCUUCUUUCAAACCAGCAAUAACGACUCUGCUGGUUUCCAGAG